Papaver somniferum (opium poppy) is the source of this 1089-nucleotide messenger RNA. NCBI's taxonomy places the organism in Eukaryota, Viridiplantae, Streptophyta, Magnoliopsida, Ranunculales, Papaveraceae. The record is from the annotation of a RefSeq genome assembly.
AUGAUAAUUGAUACGACAGAAUUACAGGCUAUCAAUUCUUUUUUCAGAUUGGAAUCCUUAAAGGGGGUCUAUGGUCUUAUAUGGUUGCUUGUCCCUAUUUUUACUCCUGUAUUGGGAAUCACGAUAGGAAUACUAGUUAUUGUGUGGUUAGAAAGAAAAAUAUCUGCGGGGGUACAACAACGUAUUGGACCCGAAUACGCGGGUCCUUUGGGAAUUCUUCAAGCUCUAGCAGACGGGACAAAAUUACUUUUUAAAGAGGAUCUUCUCCCAUCUAGAGGGGAUAUUCUUUUAUUCAGUCUCGGACCCUCUAUAGCAGUCAUAUCCAUUUUACUAAGUUAUUCAGUAAUUCCUUUUGGAUAUCGUCUUGUUUUAGCUGAUCUCAGUAUAGGUGUUUUUUUAUGGAUUUCUAUUUCAAGUAUUGCUCCUAUUGGACUUCUUAUGUCAGGAUAUGGGUCAAAUAAUAAAUAUUCUUUUUUGGGUGGUCUACGAGCUGCUGCUCAAUCGAUUAGUUAUGAAAUACCAUUAACUCCAUGUGUGUUAUCAAUAUCUCUACUAUCUAACAGUUCAAGUACAGUUGAUAUAGUUGAGGCGCAGUCAAAAUAUGGUUUUUGGGGGUGGAAUCUGUGGCGUCAACCUAUAGGUUUUGCAGUUUUUGUAAUUUCUUCCCUAGCAGAAUGUGAGAGGUUACCCUUUGAUUUACCAGAAGCCGAAGAAGAAUUAGUAGCAGGUUAUCAAACCGAAUAUUCAGGUAUAAAAUUUGGUUUAUUUUAUGUUGCUUCCUAUCUAAAUCUACUAGUUUCUUCAUUAUUUGUAACAGUUCUUUAUUUAGGGGGUUGGAAUCUUUCUCUUCCGUACAUAUUUCUUCCUCAUUUCGAAAUUUCUGAAGUGGGUGGAGUUUUUGGAAUGACAAUUGGUAUUUUUAUUACAUUAGCUAAAGCUUAUUUGUUCCUGUUCAUUCCUAUUACAACAAGAUGGACUUUACCUAGGAUGAGAAUGGAUCAACUAUUAAAUCUUGGGUGGAAGUUUCUUUUACCUAUUUCUCUAGGGAAUCUAUUAUUGACAACUUCUUUCCAACUCUUUUCACUCUAA